AUGCCACCACUCCUACUCCUGCUGACCUUUCUUCUGCCCCCUGAGGCUGGGACAGAGGAGAUCAUCGGGGGUCACGAGGCCAAGCCCCACUCCCGCCCCUACAUGGCAUUGGUCCUGUUUACCUCUGGCGAGAAGAGGAGCUGUGGUGGUGUCCUGGUGCAAGAGGGAUUUGUGCUGACUGCUGCUCACUGCGAGGGAAGCUCAAUGACUGUCAUCCUGGGGGCCCACAACAUCAAGGAACUUGAGAAGACCCAGCAGGUCAUCCGUGUGAGAAAAGCCAUCCCACACCCAGACUAUGACCCUGACACCUUAUCCCAGGACAUCAUGCUGCUGCAGCUGGAGAUAGAGGCCAAGCUGACUAGAGCUGUGCAGCCCCUCAGACUGCUUGGGAACGUGACCCAGGUGAACCCCGGUGACAAAUGCCUUGUGGCAGGCUGGGGGCAGAUGUCCCCAUCAGGCACUUCAGCAAGUAAACUGCAGGAGGUGGUGUUGACAGUGCAGAAUGAACUAAAAUGCAAAUCAGCCUUCCGUGUUUAUUCUGCUAUCACUGAGAUUUGUGUGGGGGACCCAAGGAACACAAAAUCCUGUUUCAAGGGGGAUUCUGGGAGUCCCCUCGUGUGUAACAACGUGGUCCAAGGCAUUUUCUCUAGUGGAAAAGACGAUGGAGUACCCCCAGGAGUCUUCGCAAAAGUCUCCUAUUUCCUGCCCUGGAUAAAGAGAACUAUGAACAGACUUGCAGGCAAGAUGCAGCCACUCCUGCUCCUGUUGGGAUUCAUCCUACUCCCCGGGGCCCAGGCAGGGAAGAUCAUUGGAGGACGAGAGGCCAGGCCCCACUCCCACCCCUACAUGGCAUUUCUUCAGAUUCAGACACCAAGAGGUCGGAGCAGUUGCGGAGGUUUCUUGGUGAGAGAAGACUUUGUGAUGACAGCAGCUCAUUGCUGGGGAAGGGUUAUAAAUGUCACACUGGGGGCCCACAAUAUCCAGAGGCUAGAAAGGACCCAGCAGAGGGUCUCUGUGCGCAGAGCCAUCCCUCACCCUGGAUAUGACCAGCAAACCAUCCUGAAUGAUAUCAUGUUACUGCAGCUGAGGAACAGAGUCAGGCGGAAUCGAGUUGUGAGGCCAGUGGCCCUGCCUAAUGCUGGGGAGAAGCUGAGGACUGGGGCCUUGUGCACGGUGGCUGGCUGGGGCCGGGUCAGCCUGGACAGGAGGACAGACAGACUGCAGGAAGUGCAGCUGAGUGUGCAGAGUGAUCGGAAGUGCACUAGUCGCUUCAGCGUCUAUAACAGUCAGACUGAAAUUUGUGUUGGGGACCCUAGACAAAGGAAAGUCGCCUUCAAGGGGGACUCUGGGGGCCCCUUGGUGUGUAACAAUAAAGCUCAAGGUAUUGUCUCCUACGGAGAUGGCAAUGGAACUCCUCCGGAAGUCUUCACCAGGAUCUUGAGCUAUAUGUCCUGGAUAAAGAGAACAAUGAGACGCUUCAAAUAGCAGGAUCGGAGAACUCCCUAAGCCCAUGACUGACAGUAAAUUUCUCUAGAACACAGGUCAGCUGCAGGAGAUUUCCAAGCCUUAAUAAAUGUUCCAUCCAGUGUGCAAAUAUUUGUUCAUUAAAUAUCUUUCAGUAC
Molecule: messenger RNA, 1622 nt
Organism: Fukomys damarensis (Damara mole-rat)
Lineage: Eukaryota; Metazoa; Chordata; Mammalia; Rodentia; Bathyergidae
Product: snake venom serine protease BmSP
Exons: 10
Coding region: 1-1485 (494 amino acids)
Biological process (GO): proteolysis
Cellular component (GO): intracellular membrane-bounded organelle; cytoplasm
Molecular function (GO): serine-type endopeptidase activity
Source: RefSeq, a predicted model, not a curated record